Vigna umbellata (rice bean) is the source of this 1459-nucleotide messenger RNA. Lineage: Eukaryota; Viridiplantae; Streptophyta; Magnoliopsida; Fabales; Fabaceae. The record is from RefSeq and is a predicted model, not a curated record.
GCGGAGAAUAUUCGUGUGAGUCCUGUAUUUUGGGCGCUAAUCAAACACCACUGACCAAUCAUUCAUCGUUAUUCAUUCAUUCUGAAGAUAAAAUCGUUCUCACCAAUACUGUUAUAUAACACUUAUUGGGCUUGAGGUUGAAGUGAGGAACACAACAUAAUUCCAUGGCGUCCUUACCCUAUGUGUGUUUUUUCGCAGGUUUUGCUCCUUUUUUGUUUCUAUUUCUUGUUAUUGGGUGCACUGCAAGGCCUUUUUAUCCUCUUCCCAACAAAGGUGAUGGGGGAAGUAGGAAGCCCCUACAAACUUUUCGCCCCUAUAACAUUGCACAUCGCGGUUCAAAUGGAGAGUUUCCUGAAGAAACUUCUGCUGCAUAUAUGAAAGCUAUUGAAGAAGGUACAGACUUCAUUGAAGCUGAUAUCUUAUCAUCCAGAGAUGGUGUUCUUAUAUGUUUCCAUGAUGUCAACCUUGACAUUACUACUGACAUUGCAAAUCACAAGGAGUUUGCUGAUCGUAAAAGAACGUAUGAAGUCCAAGGGGAAAACAUCACUGGGUUCUUCACUGUUGAUUUCACAUUGAAGGAGUUAAAGUCAUUGAGGGUGAGACAGAGAUAUAAAUACAGGGAUCAACAGUUUAACGGAAAGUUUCAAAUCAUCACUUUUGAAGAGUUCAUUAACAUAGCACUGGAUGCACCCAGAGUUGUUGGAAUAUAUCCAGAGAUAAAAAACCCAGUAUUUAUCAAUCAACAUGUUAAAUGGUCAGAUGGCAAAAGAUUUGAAGACAAGUUUGUGGAGACACUUCAGAAAUAUGGGUUAAAGGGUUCCUACCUGUCAAAAAAUUGGCGGAGACAACCUGUAUUCAUUCAGUCAUUUGCUCCAACUUCACUCGUGUAUAUAGCAAAUAAGACGGACUUGCCCAAAAUUUUCUUAAUUGACGAUGUUGAUAUUCCAACGCAAGACACCAAUCAGUCAUACUGGGAGAUUACAUCUGAUGAAUACCUAAACUACAUAAAACAAUAUGUUGUGGGAAUUGGACCAUGGAAGAACACGUUGGUACCUGUGUUAAAUAAUUAUACGCAAACUCCUACUGAUCUUGUCUCCAGGGCACAUGCUCAUAAUCUGCAGGUGCAUCCAUAUACUUACAGAAACGAGAACUGUUUUUUGCCCCUCAACUUUAGUCAAGAUCCGUAUGUGGAGUAUGAUUACUGGAUCAACAAGAUAGGUGUUGAUGGUCUGUUUACAGACUUCACUGGUAGCCUCCAUCGUUUUCAGGAAUGGACCUCUAAACAUCAAGAUGAUGAUGAUGAUGAAGAAGAUGCAUCCAGGCUAUUGCAUAAAAUUGCAUUGUUGCUCUCCUCUUAUAAUUGAUCUCGAAAGUUCAAAUGUUGUAGUUAGAGUUGGGAUUAAUUUACUGUGUUCAAAAAAGCUUAUAUUAAUAUUUACAAGUGAGUUCUUGAGUAGAA